Messenger RNA from Haliotis rufescens (red abalone), 4095 nucleotides. RefSeq names its product xanthine dehydrogenase-like. Lineage: Eukaryota; Metazoa; Mollusca; Gastropoda; Lepetellida; Haliotidae. The coding region runs from base 13 to 4095 and encodes 1360 amino acids. Gene Ontology annotation, molecular function: oxidoreductase activity; FAD binding; 2 iron, 2 sulfur cluster binding. The record is from RefSeq and is a predicted model, not a curated record. The transcript is spliced from 35 exons.
GACAACGUAAACAUGUCGACGAAGUUGCUGCGGAGCUUUGUACGGUGUCCAGUUUGUAGGACAAGCCACGUGCCCACAAACGGAGCGCUGAAGGAUGGCGUCUAUGCUUUUACCUGUGAAAACUGUGGCCACUUCUUCAAGUUCAAGGCCACAGGUCCUCUCAAGUCCUCGGUCACCUUCACCAUCAAUGGCACUUCCUACACAGUUGGCAACCAGUAUGCCGCAGCUCUGUCCCUGAAUGAGUUCAUGAGGUCCCAGGGUGUGUCCUAUGGCACCAAGGUGAUGUGUAUGGAAGGAGGGUGUGGCGUGUGCCUCGUCACUACCACACUGUAUGAUCCCACCACAAAGGCCGUGCAGACCUACACAGUCAACUCGUGUCUGGUACCACUCUACACGUGUGACGGGAUGCAAGUGACAACAAUCGAGGGUCUGGGUAACCCCAGGGACGGCCUACACCCGUUACAAGACCGUCUGGCACAGUACAAUGGCUCCCAGUGUGGCUUCUGUAGCCCCGCCCAGGUCAUGAAUAUGUAUGGGCUGCUGAAGAGAACACCCAACCCGACCAUGCAACAAGUGGAAAAUGCCUAUGAUGUCUCAAUCUGCAGAUGUACUGGGUACCGACCAAUUCUUGAUGCCAUGAAGUCCUUCGCCUCAGAUGCCUCACCAAACCUUCCUGGAGGCACCAUUGACAUCGAGGAACUUGACAAGCAGAUAUGGAGCAAAACCGGGAAGACCUGCACAGGACGCUGUUCAUCUGAGAGACAGACUGACCCGGAGCACGUCCCCCUCCACAUUGUGCUGCAGGGGUCACAGUGGUACAAACCCACCACCAGACAGCAGCUGUACGUCCUCCUCGGCCAACACAAGGGGGACAACUACAGACUCGUGUUCGGAAAUUCAGGAUACGGUGUGUAUAAAGAAAUUGGUCCUUGGAUGUACGAUGUACUCAUUGACCUGCGUGGCAUCCAGGAAUUCUAUGCCUUUUCAAUUGACUCCUCCAAAGUGAUGUUUGGUCCCAGCAUCACUCUGACCAACAUGAUGGAGGUGUUUGAGAAAAACAGGACCAACCCUGGAUUGUCCUACUUCCGGGAUUUCGCCAGCCACGUGGCCGUCAUUGCUAACACUGGAGUGAGGAAUUUGGGCAGCUGGGCAGGUAACCUGAUGCUGAAGAACCUGCACACUGAGUUCCCGUCGGACGUCUUCACCAUGUUCGAGACAGUCGGAGCAACCCUGACCAUUGGAUCGAGUGAUGGCUCUGAGACAACAUCCAGCCUCAUGGACUUCCUGAGUCUAGACAUGAAGGGCAAGGUCAUCAUCUCUGUCAGUCUUCCAUCGUUCCCUUCGGGGGAUGUGUUCAUCAAGACCUUCAAGAUUACACCCAGACAUCAGAAUGCCCAUGCCUAUGUGACAGCAGGCUUCAGGAUGCAGCUGGACAGAAACAACAACUUCACUGUCAAGACAAAACCAUCCCUGGUGUAUGGCGGUAUCAACAAGGCGUUGGUGCAUGCCAGCAACACAGAGACGUAUCUGCAGGGGAAACAGCUGGGUGAUCCUGCAGUACUCAAAGGUGCUAUAGCGACUCUGUCGGCGGAGCUGGUCCCCGACACCACCCCUGGCUUGUCCAGUACAACCUACAGGAAGAACCUGGCCAUCUCUCUGUUCUACAAGUAUGUGCUCGGCGUGUGUAGUGACAAAGCUGCAAGAAGAUUCCAAAGUGGAGGCACGAACUUCAUACGUCCGGUAUCUUCCGGCACUCAGACAUAUGACAGUCGUAAAGAUGAAUACCCCCUGACUCAACCUAUGACCAAGGUGGAUGCAACCCUACAGACAUCGGGUCGGGUCAAGUACAUCAACGACAUACCCCCUGUUCAAGAUGAAGUGUACGCUUCCUUCGUCAUCAGCACCGUGGGAAAUGCAGACAUUGACACAAUCGACACAUCAUUAGCCAUGAGCUAUCCUGGAGUCCUGAAGUACAUUUCUGCUGCUGAUAUACCAAAAGGAGGCACGAACAGUUUCAGGGAACCUGGCGUCGGGAUUGAGGAGAUAUUCUGCAGUGGGAAAGUCCUCUACAGUGGGCAGCCUCUUGGUAUCAUCGUUGCAGUGGACAAACUAUCAGCGGACACAGCAGCCAGCAUGGUGAAAGUUACCUACAAGAACGUCCAGCCUCCCAUCAUUACAAUGGAAGAUGCCAUUCAGAAGAAUUCCGUAUUUCCAAAUGUUGCCCAAGAGUUUAAAGUUGGUGAUGCUGCAGCUGCAAUAGCUAGCUCUGAUAAACAAAUUUCCGGGCGAAUCAAAAUGGGACACCAGUACCAUUUCCAUAUGGAGACACAGGUGAGCAUCUGCUACCCAGCCGAGGAUGGAGUGGGUGUCAGCCUCUUAUCGUCCACACAGUGGGCAGAUAGGGAACAACUGAUUGUAGCCAAGGCGCUAAACAUCAACGAAAGCAGUGUAAACGUGACAGUAAAGCGUCUCGGAGGAUCGUACGGAGCCAAAAUAACACGUGCACACUUACCAGCUUGCGCUGCCGCUCUCGCCACACACGUCCUGAGGAGACCAGUGCGAUUAAACAUGAACUUCCACACCAACAUGAAGACAAUCGGGAAACGUGCACCGUAUCUGGCAGAUUAUAAAGUGGGUGUGACAAAUGAAGGUAAACUAACUGGAAUCCAGGUGACCGUAAACGCAGACCUUGGCAUGUCCCCUAAUGACAGUCACUUGGGUAUAUUCCCACCGUGGAUGGACAAUGCGUACUACUGUCCAACGUGGGACUUCAAACCAGUUGCCCUGAAGACUAAUCUCCCGACAAACAUUGCUUGUCGAGGACCCGGAUCGUGUCCAUCCAUCUUCAUCAUGGAGUCAAUGAUGGAACACGUCGCCAAAGUCUUGAACCAAGACCCUCUGGAGUUCAGGAAACUAAACCUGUUCAGCACAGGUCAAAAAGCUGCCAAUGGAAUGAUUCUGAAGUACUGCAACAUCAAAGACAUGGUGGCUCAGCUGGAGACGUCAGCCGAUGUCCAGGCUAGAAAACAGCAGAUUGCAGCUUUCAACCAGGCCAACAGAUGGAAGAAGAAGGGCAUUUCGGUUAUGCCUCUCCGCUUCAACCUGAACUACUCAAACGCCAACUACAACGUCUACAUGACCGUCUACCACGGGGAUGGCUCCGUCGCAAUAUCGAUCGGCGGUGUGGAGAAUGGACAGGGAAUAAACACCAAGAUGAUGCAGGUCUGUGCCUUUGAGCUGGGUAUUCCCAUGGACACGAUCAAGGUGAAGCCAACGACGACCCUGGCGGACUCCAACUCCAUCACUACGGGAGGCAGCAUCACCAGUGAAGUCAACGCAUUGGGUGUCACGCUAUGCUGUCAACAAUUAAAGACCCGGAUUGCCCCGGUCAAAGCCAAGAUGGUCAACCCUACUUGGCAGCAGCUGGUUGCUAAGUGUUACAGCGAAGGGGUGGACUUGUCAGCUAGAAGCUUCACGAAUCCAGCCGGUGACAGUACUAACUACAACAUCUACGGAGCAACGUGCACUGAAGUUGAGGUGGACGUUCUGACCGGGGAGAACCAGAUCAACAGAGUGGACAUUCUGUAUGACUGUGGAGAGAGCAUGAACCCUGAGAUUGACAUCGGUCAAGCUGAGGGUGCGUUUGUGAUGGGCUUGGGCUACUGGAUGACCGAACAGAUGAUCUUUGACCCCACGACUGGCACCGCCCUGACGGAUGGCACAUGGGAAUACAAGCCCCCAAUGGGAAAGGAUAUUCCUAUCGACUUCCGUAUUCAGUUCCUGAAGAAUGCCCCCAACCCACGCGGAGUCUUGAGGGCAAAAGCUGUCGGCGAGCCACCUCUGUGUAUGGCUGCGUCAGCGUUGUUUGCUGUGAAACACGCCAUCGAGGCUGCCAGAAGCGAAAUAUCAAAGGACACAUUCUUCCCUCUUGUGCAGAUUGCACUGCUGUGUACUUCCCACCCCCUCCUCCCCUUUUUAAAUGAUAUCAGCGUCGGUCCAACCUGUCUCCUCCGGUAUGGUUCUCGGAUCAAUGCACGCUGCGACAACCAGUUACAUGUAGAGACGGAGCCAAGCUACCGUUGCCAAUAUAGGUGA